AUGGGGGCCGUGACCUAUGCAGAUGGAAUAGCUAUCCUCCAGCUCAUCAUAUUCCCUUUCAUUCUUGUCGCCUCCCUCUUUAUCUGGAAGCGGACAGGCUGGAGAGUCGGCGCCAAAAUCUGGCGAUAUCCCUUCAUGCUCUCUCUCAUUCGACUUGCUGGCAGUAUUGCUACAUUAAUUUCGAUCGAUCAUGAUUCGAAGCAGGUCAGGAUUGCCAUGUUCGUGUGCCAGCUUAUUGGUAUUGCGCCUCUGCUGCUAGCUUAUGUUGGAAUUUUGAGAUUAAUUGAUUUGGAGAAAAAGAUUCCUCAUCGUCCUCUCCUACUGGUAACUGUUAUGGGCAUUGUCGGUUUAAUCCUUGGUAUCGUCGGAGUCAGUACUGCCGACACGACAAAUGGUUACACUCCAGGCGCGCUCCCCAAAGUAGCCAUGGGUCUCUUUCUCGCCAUAUAUGUCAUCGUCAUGCUCCUUACUGCUUGGCUAUUCUUCACAUACUCCUUCUCCAUGCGGAAGUAUCAGAAGAGGUUGUUCCUUGCCAUUGUUCUGUCUGCUCCCUUCUUGUUGGUUCGGUUGAUCUACGCGGCUCUCGGCGAUUACAGCUCUAACACGACUUUUUCAAUGAUGUCAUUGGCCGAGGACAACAAUACCAGCCUCACUGCCUACUUGUGCAUGGCUGUUCUGGAGGAGAUCAUCUCUAUGGUUAUCGCCAUGGCCUUCGGUGUAUCGGCUGUUCUGCAGGCAGACUAUGUGAAGCCUACUCGGGAAGGACACCUGGAGGUGAAGCCUGAUAAUGUGUGA
Molecule: messenger RNA, 795 nt
Organism: Aspergillus oryzae RIB40
Lineage: Eukaryota; Fungi; Ascomycota; Eurotiomycetes; Eurotiales; Aspergillaceae
Exons: 2
Coding region: 1-795 (264 amino acids)
Source: RefSeq, a predicted model, not a curated record